AACCGCCGUUGUGCGUCGUUACUAAGUCCCUCGCGCCUCCUGGUAACGAGCGCGCGCAACGCAGCGCUGCUCUGUCCUUCAAUAGCGGCCGCUUGCUUGCUGCAGCAUCCCCCUCAUAUCGCUGCUGCUUAAUAUGCCUCUGACAGAGGUAAUUUUGAGUUAACGAGUGUAUAUAUUAAUUUUUUUAUUAUUUUUUUUUUAAACGACCCCCACCACCACACCUGUUCUUGCAAGCGUUUAUUUGGAGCAGCCCUCCCCCCCCCCCCCCCCCAGGGCGCUUGAGAGGGACUGGAGUAACAAAUCAGGAAGAAAAGGAAAUGGCUGAUAGAACUGCACCGAAAUGCCAGCUGCGGUUAGAAUGGGUUUAUGGUUACCGAGGUCACCAAUGCCGGAAUAAUUUAUACUACACCGCUGCCAAGGAGGUGGUCUACUUCGUUGCUGGAGUGGGAAUUGUGUACAACACCAGAGAACACACACAGAAAUUUUUCCUUGGCCACAACGAUGACAUUAUCAGCCUUGCUUUACAUCCAGAAAGAAGUCUAGUUGCAACUGGUCAAGUCGGAAAUGAACCCUAUAUCUGCAUUUGGGAUACAUACAAUGUACAGAUGGUUUCUAUUCUGAAAGAUGUUCAUACACAUGGAAUUGCCUGCUUGGCUUUUGAUUUUGAUGGACAGCGCUUAGCUUCCAUAGGACUAGAUGCCAAAAAUACAGCCUGCAUCUGGGAUUGGAAAAAAGGGAAAGUAGUAGCAACAUCAACUGGUCACUCAGACAGGAUUUUCGAUGUGGCUUGGGAUCCUCAUCAACCAAACAGACUUGUUAGCUGUGGAGUGAAACAUAUUAAGUUCUGGACAUUAUGUGGAAAUGCACUAACACCCAAAAGGGGAAUUUUCGGUAAAACUGGUGACCUUCAAACCAUAUUAUGUUUAGCCUGUGCGAGAGAUGAAACAACAUAUUCUGGUGCUUUAAAUGGUGAUAUUUACGUCUGGAAAGGACUAAAUUUGGUCCGCACAAUUCAAGGAGCCCAUGGAGCAGGAAUAUUUAGUAUGUAUGCCUGUGAAGAAGGUUUUGCUACUGGUGGGAGAGAUGGGUGCAUCCGACUAUGGGAUGGUGACUUUAAACCAAUCACAAAAAUUGACCUUCGAGAGUCUGAACAAGGAUAUAAAGGUCUGUCAAUCAGAAGUGUUUGUUGGAAGGCGGACCGUAUUCUUGCGGGAACCCAGGAUAGCGAAAUAUUUGAAGUGAUGGUUCGCGAACGUGACAAACCUCUCCUGAUAAUGCAGGGCCAUUGUGAAGGGGAGCUUUGGGGCUUGGCAGCCCACCCUAAGAAACCAUUGGUUGUCACAGGCAGUGAUGAUCGAUCUGUACGUUUAUGGAGCCUUGUUGACCAUGCUCUUAUUGCACGUUGUAACAUGGAAGAGGCUGUGCGCUCUGUUGUUUUCAGUAGUGAUGGAUCGCAGCUUGCUUUAGGAAUGAAGGAUGGCUCCUUUACUGUACUCCGAGUCAGAGAUAUGACAGAGGGGGUACAUGGUCCAUGUAAAGACCGAAAAGAGGUAAUUCAUGAAAUGAAAUAUUCUCCAGAUGGAUCUUACCUGGCUGUGGGUUCAAAUGAUGGCCUGGUUGAUAUCUAUGCAGUUUCACAGCGAUACAAGAAAGUUGGCGAAUGCAGCAAGUCAUCUAGUUUCAUUACACAUAUUGACUGGUCCAUUGAUAACAAACAUCUGCAAGUCAAUGAUGGUGCUGGAGAAAGACUAUUUUACAAAAUGCCUUCUGGGAAGCAUUUAACAAGUAAAGAUGAAAUAAAGGGGAUUCAUUGGGCUACCUGGACUUGCAUAAUUGGACCUGAAGUGAAUGGAAUUUGGCCUAAGUAUACGGACAUCAUGGAUAUCAAUUCUGUGGAUGCGAACUUUGGCAGUGCUGCUCUUGUCUCUGGUGAUGACUUUGGAUUGGUCAAACUCUUUAGGUUUCCUUGUUUGAAAAAAGGAGCAAAAUUCCGAAAAUAUGUUGGACAUUCUGCUCAUGUUACUAAUGUACGUUGGUCAUAUGAUUUUCAGUGGAUAAUGAGCACAGGUGGUGCCGAUCACUCUGUAUUUCAGUGGCGAUUUAUUCCUGAAGGAAUGAUGAAUGGAGGAUUUGAUGAACCACCAGAAGGUUAUGCUGAUUCCAAUAGUGAAGAAUCUGAUUCAGAUCUAUCAGAUAUUGCAGAAUUGGAUUCUGACAUAGAACAAGAAGUACAGAUCAGUUACGAACGUCAGGUUUACAAAGAAGAUCUACCUCAGCUCAAACAGCAAAGCAAAGAGAAAAAACAAGCAGCAGCUCCUCGAAAAAGAGAGAGAGCGCCUGAAGGAAGUUUGAAACUGCAAUUUGUCCAUGGCUACAGAGGAUAUGACUGUCGAAAUAAUCUCUUCUACACCCAAGCCACUGAAGUGGUCUACCAUGUUGCUGCUGUUGCCAUUGUUUACAACCGACAACAGCAUUCGCAGCGAUUCUAUCUCGGACAUGAUGAUGAUAUCCUCAGUCUAAUCAUUCAUCCAGUCAAGGAUUAUGUGGCCACUGGGCAGCUUGGACGGGAUCCAUCAAUACAUGUUUGGGAUACUCAGACACUUAAAUGUUUAUCAUUGCUGAAAGGACAGCACCAGCGAGGAGUAUGUGCACUUGAUUUUUCAUCUGAUGGAAAAAGUUUGGUAUCAAUUGGUUUGGAUGACAACCAUACUAUAAUUAUAUGGGACUGGAAAAAGGGAGAAAAACUGGCAACAUCAAGGGGACAUAAAGAUAAGAUAUUUGUAGUGAAAUGCAAUCCUCAGCAUGCCGACAAGCUUGUUACUGUUGGGAUCAAACAUAUAAAAUUUUGGCAACAUGCAGGUGGUGGCCUUACUUCUAAACGGGGAAUAUUUGGUAACAUGGGGAAAUUGGAGACAAUGAUGUGUGUGGCAUAUGGUCGAAUGGAAGACAUGAUUUUCUCUGGAGCUGCAAGUGGAGAUAUUUACAUCUGGAAAAAUAACCUUCUACUCAAGACCGUCAAAGCCCACGAUGGGCCUAUAUUUGCUUUACAUGCCUUGGAUAAGGGAUUUGUAACGGGUGGCAAAGAUGGUAUUGUUGAACUCUGGGAUGAUAUAUUUGAAAGGUGUUUAAAGACAUAUGCUAUCAAGAGAGCAGCCCUAUCAUCCAGCUCGAAAGGUUUACUUUUAGAAGACAAUCCUUCAUUGCGUGCCAUUACAUUGGGUCAUGGGCAUAUACUUGUUGGAACCAAGAAUGGUGAAAUACUUGAAAUAGAUAAAAGCGGAGCCAUGACUCUGUUAGUUCAGGGUCAUAUGGAAGGAGAGGUUUGGGGACUGGCAGCCCACCCUACUCUUCCUGUCUGUGCUACUGUUAGUGAUGACAAAACAUUACGAAUUUGGGAACUCUCCUUCAAUCAUCGUAUGUUAGCUGUACGUAAACUUAAAAAAGGUGGGAGAUGUUGUACUUUUUCACCAGAUGGAAAAGUCAUAGCAGUUGGGCUAAAUGAUGGAAGUUUUCAUGUAGUCAAUGCUGAUACGUUGGAAGAUAUAGUGGCUUUUCACCACAGGAAGGAAAAUAUAUCAGAUGUCAAAUUUUCUACAGAUGCAGGGAAAUAUCUAGCAGUAGCUUCCCAUGACAACUUUGUCGAUAUCUACAAUGUGCUUUCAAGUAAAAGAGUAGGCAUAUGUAAAGGAGCUUCCAGUUACAUUACUCAUAUCGACUGGGAUGCAAGAGGGAAGUUAUUGCAAGUUAAUUCGGGUGCCAAAGAACAUCUAUUUUUUGAAGCACCAAGAGGGAGGAGGCAAACAAUUAGAAAUACAGAGAUAGAGAAAAUAGACUGGGCUACAUGGACAUGUGUUUUAGGACCCACUUGUGAAGGAAUCUGGCCUACCCAUAGUGACAUAACGGAUAUCAAUGCAGCCUGUCUAACUAAAGGCAGAAAACGUUUGGUCACUGGGGAUGACUUUGGUUUUAUUAAGCUCUUUUCGCAUCCCGUCAAGGGUCAAUAUGCAAAGUUUAAAAAAUAUGUGGGCCACAGUGCACAUGUGACGAAUGUGAGAUGGGCACAAGAUGAUAGUUUGUUGCUGUCAGUGGGUGGUGCCGAUACUGCUCUGAUGAUCUGGAGUCAAGAAACUGAUGGACACAGGGACAAGAAGUCCGUGGACAGUGAGGAAUCUGAUACUGACACUGACGAGGAUGGAGGGUAUGACAGUGAUGUUGCAAGAGAGAAAUCCAUCGAUUACACAACCAAAAUCUAUGCAGUUAGUAUCAGGGAGAUGUCAGGCACAAAGCCUCCUCUACAGCCAAAAGAAGUUUCAACAGAGGAAAGACCACCUGUUAGCAGAGCUGCUCCUCAACCAGAGAAACUGCAAAAGAACAAUAUUACCAAGAAGAAGAAAGUAGUGGAGGAAUUUGUGUUGGAACAUGUUUUUGGAUAUAGAGGCUUUGACUGUCGCAACAAUCUUCAUUAUCUCAAUGAUGGAAGUGAUAUUAUUUUUCACACAGCAGCCGCUGGCAUAGUUCAGAACCUGUCAUCAGGUCUGCAAAGUUUUUAUGUGGAACAUACAGAUGACAUACUUUGUCUGACUGUCAAUCAACAUCCAAAAUACAAAAAUGUUGUGGCAACUGGGCAAAUAGGUGAUAUUACAGACACAUCAGGAGCAACUCCAUCUAUUCAUGUGUGGGAUGUCAUCAGCAAGCAGACACUUUCUAUCCUACGUUGUUCUCAUAAUAAGGGUGUCGGUUAUGUUAACUUCAGUGCUACAGGCAAGUUGCUGUUAUCAGUGGGUGUCGAUCCUGAACAUACUAUCAUUAUUUGGAGAUGGCAAGAAGGUGCCAAAGUUGCUAGCAAAGCGGCCCAUAGCGAGAGGAUUUUUGUGGUUGAGUUUCGUCCCGAUUCGGAUACACAAUUUGUAUCUGUGGGGGUGAAGCAUAUAAAAUUUUGGACCUUAGCUGGUGGAGCAUUGCUUUCAAAAAAGGGGAUUAUUGGGACUGUGGAUGAUGCGAAGAUGCAAACCAUGCUAUCUGUUGCCUUUGGUGCAAACAAUCUUACUUUCUCUGGUGCCAUAAAUGGGGAUGUGUAUGUCUGGAAGGAUCACGUGGUAAUCCGAGUUGUAGCAAAAGCCCAUACAGGACCCGUGUUUACAAUGUACACAACGUUAAGGGAUGGCUUGAUUGUCACUGGAGGCAAGGAAAGACCGACAAAAGAAGGAGGUGCAGUGAAGCUCUGGGAUCAGGAAAUGAAGCGAUGUCGAGCAUUCCAGCUGGAGACAGGACAAUCUUUGGACUGUGUGCGCUCUGUCUGCAGAGGAAAGGGGAAAAUACUGGUGGGAACGAAAGAUUGCGAGAUAAUUGAAGUUGGGGAAAAGAAUGCAGCAUCAAACAGCUUAAUCAAUGGGCACAUGGAAGGAGAGAUUUGGGGCCUUGCCACACACCCUUUGAAAGAUCUCUUGAUCUCUGCAAGUAAUGAUGGCACGAUAAGAAUCUGGGACUUGGCUGAUAAAAAAUUGCUAAACAAAGUAAACCUUGGAUAUGGCGCAAAGUGUGCUGCUUACAGUCCUGAUGGAGAAAUGGUAGCGAUCGGGAUGCAAAAUGGAGAAUUCAUUAUACUACUUGUCAAUUCUCUGAAAGUGUGGGGCAAGAAGCGGGAUCGAAGUGCUGCCAUCCAGGAUACCAGUUUUAGCCCCAAUUCCAUGUUCCUGGCAGUGGGUUCUGCAGAAAAUACUGUUGAUUUUUAUGAUCUCACACAAGGGCCUACUUUAAACCGAAUAGGCUACUGCAAAGAUAUCCCUAGUUUUGUUAUCCAAAUGGACUUCUCAGCUGAUAGCAAACACAUUCAGGUAUCCACAGGUGCCUACAAGCGUCAGGUGCAUGAAGUUCCAUCAGGAAAGCAAGUAAUUGACCAGGCAAUAAUUGAGAAAAUCACAUGGGCUACAUGGACAAGUAUUUUAGGAGACGAAGUACUUGGAAUUUGGCCACGAAAUGCUGAGAAAGCAGAUGUCAACUGUGCCUGUGUAUCUCAUGCUGGAUUAAACUUAGUGACAGGGGAUGACUUCGGUUUGGUGAAACUUUUUGAUUUUCCUUGCACUGAAAAAUAUGCCAAAUACAAGCGUUAUUUUGGCCAUUCUGCACAUGUGACAAAUGUACGUUUUACCCAUGAUGACAAAUAUGUUGUCAGUGCUGGAGGUGAUGACUGCAGUGUAUUUGUUUGGCGAUGCCUUUGAAGAAAACACUCCAGGACUAUUUCAUUCAUAAAAUGGAAUCCUAAAUGCCUCAAUAACAACUUGGCUGCUAGAAAGCAAAAAUGCUUAAAAGGUGCAUAUAUUUAAGACAUGUGUUUGUGUAAAUGAUCAACUUGGGUCCACUAAACAUAUAUUGUGAUUUUGAAGCCUGCGAUGUGAAUAUCACUGAAGAUGCUGAAAAUGAGGACUGCAAUAGUCAGUUUUUGACUAUGAAACAGCGACAGAUUAAUUAGUGUAAAGAAAAUCACUUGUGGUUUCUGAAGUGAACUCUUUAGCGGAUGUUUGUGUAUUGGAGCAAUUGUGGAUCUUGGUGACAUCAGCAUGUCCCCUGAACCAAACACACAAGUUCAUUGUGGAGGUGAUAAUCAUAGAAUGAUUUUAUAACUAGAUUCUUGCAGCAAAAUGCGAUAUCAAUAUCAGAAAAGAUGCACUUUUUUUUUAACGUGUACAUUUUUAUUCAAGAUAGAAUGUACAAAUUAUUUUAUCAGUACAGAGGCUUUUGUAUGUUUAUAUAUUUCUUAAAGGUGCAAAAGGCUUGCUUCACAAAUACAAUAUGACUGGUUCAUCUAUUGCGAUAAAUUGCUGCUGGGUAUGUUUACAGUCACUGCAUUUCAUCUUACAAGUACCUUCACUAGGAGAAAAUCGAAAAUCAAAAUUGUAGACAUUGCUGAAGAGUAUUAAAGGUGGUCCACAGAUUUCUUCAUACUAUUGAGUCUGUCUCAAUUCAGGGAAAUUCGACUUAAAUGAGAUUCAGCAUUCUUAAACAGGGUUGUAGCCAGAUCAGUCUGGAUUGGCAGAGAAGGAAUUGUUGAAUCAUAGUCAGAUAGCAUGAAAGCAGAACUGAAAACAAUACUCCAGGUGUGACACCAACAAAGUCUUGUAUAAUGAACAUAACAUCCCAACUUCUAAACUGUAUUCCUUGACUGAUGGCCAACUCAAAAGGCUCCUUCACCACCUUAUCUACCUGUGAUGCCACUUUCGGGAAACUGUGUACUUGUACUCCGAGAUCUCUCUCCUCUGCAACACUCCCCAUGCCAACCGUACACUAUGAAAGACCCUCUGUAUUUCGUGAUAACCAUUUUCAGUCUAUAAUACUACAUAUUUUAAUGAUUGCAAACCUACAAAUCAUGCCUUGUACAUUCUCAUCCAAUUUGUGGAUUAAAAUGAUAAAUGGGCCCAACACUGAUCCUUGAGGCUCAUCACUAAUCACCAGUCUGAAAAUAACUUCCACCAACAACUCUCUGCUUCCUACAAUGAGCCAAUUGUGUAUCCAGUUAGCUAGCUCUCCCUGGAUCCUCUGCCAUCUAACCUUCCAGAGCAGCCUACGAUAUGGAGGCUUAACAAAGGCCUUACCAUGUCGACAACCCUAUCUUGUCAAGCUUCUCAGUCAUUUCUUAAAAAAACUCAAUCUGAUUCAUGAGACGCAAUUUCUCAUGCACAAACCAACCCCCGUCUUUCCAAGUGCAUGUGUAUCUCUUCACUGCAUUUUCCUACCGCGCAUGCUAGUCUUACUGAUCUAUGGUUCCCAGAUUUUUCUGUUUGUUUCUUCUAGCUCAGUAUAAUCCUGAAUCAAUUUUCCUGCUCGAGGAUAAUUUCAUGUGCAGGAUUGACACCCAGCAGUCAGUUUUGCUAAUGUGGGAAAAUUGGGUAUUGUUGCAGUGGCAUAAGCACUGCAAAGCAAAGGGAUCUGAGACCAGAUGAAAGGGGUAAGAAACCCCAAAGACAAAUUUUAUUAAAUUAUUUAGUUCUAACUGAAGCCUUUACCAGACUGAAGUGGAAGGAGAGAAAGUCACGACCAUGCCCUCUUCAAUUACAUAACUUUGAAACAUAGGUUUUGGUACCUCUGUACUUGCAGGCGAUUUAAAUGUUUGAUGACCUUUCAGCUGCAAUAAGUGAUGGACAGUUAAUCAACAAUAAUUAGAUGGAGGGCAAAAGGUGCUAUAAAGAAACGCUGGUAAUUGACUCUUCCAGUGAUGUGUGAGGAGUGCCUGACAGUGCAAGCGCAGGCACGCGAUUCACAAUUUAUGAAGUGUUCUGGAGCCUUUCUUUUAAGGUUUUUCUGGUGCAUUAAAGGUAAUUGUGAAUUUUAUCUUUGAUGACUGCCUUUGCCAACAGAUAGCUCCCAAAUAUAGGAGGAGGUUCAUGUUCUCCAGGGUGUCGCCAUGAAUCUUUAUUGUUAUAGGUGCAGAUAGGACAGUUCUUAGCGGAUUUAUGCCUUGCAAAUGUUGAGUGAACUGUCAAUGAAGGCUUGUAGCUCAAGCCACAAAGUACACACAAUUGCAUACCUCAUCUGCAUACUGUAGAUUAACUAUUGCUGUUUGGAUAAAUCUUAUUCAAAAAUGUUAUCCACAUUGGCUGAAAGGUUCCCCGUUAGACAUGUUUAGGUCCACCGCACACUUGAUUUAAGGAACAGCUCAGUGGUAAUUGAAAAAAGUUUGAUCUGUUGUCCUGAAAUCAAAUGCAUUGAAACAAUUCAAGUUGACUUUUCUGUGCAUUGACAGAAUUUUAUUUAGUCAAAAUAUUAUGGUUAUAUACAAUUUGGUUCUAUGAAAAGAAAUCUAAAGUAAAAAUAAGAUUGUAAAUACAUUGCAGAUUAUUGAAAAGACUGAUUUUUAUUUUGUCCCAAUUUCCCUUUGGAGUAAGACUUUAUAUUUUGAAGUGCAAUUAUUUUACAUCACUUCAGCAGGUUUCUAUAUUGAUCUAUAUUUCCAAAUCAUGUGUCAGCAUUGUGCAUUAAAGAAUGUCUUCGCAAUAUUGCUGUUGUGUCUGUGAAGCUGCUUUUUCUAAUGCCAUGCCAUUUGUAUGUUAGUUCUAUUUUGAUGUAUUUCACUGAAAAAAAUUAUGGCCAUCUGACUUGUAAGGUUCUUUGCACAAGUGCCUUUGUACAAUUCUACAUACAGUUACCCAUUGAUUUAGUUUUGCAAUAUAAAUAUCAACCA
Messenger RNA from Leucoraja erinaceus (little skate), 9175 nucleotides. Its product is annotated as echinoderm microtubule-associated protein-like 6. The record is from RefSeq and is a predicted model, not a curated record. Bases 318 to 6218 code for a protein of 1966 amino acids. The transcript has 43 exons. Gene Ontology annotation, molecular function: microtubule binding. NCBI's taxonomy places the organism in Eukaryota, Metazoa, Chordata, Chondrichthyes, Rajiformes, Rajidae.